AUGGGCCCCAAACGCCCCGCUAAAGGCAAGGGAAAGAAACCUGACGCCGCAGCUUCUCAAAGCUCUCCCCAUGGUGCUGAGGCUGCCCCGGUGCCUGGCUCAAGCAACGCCACCACUGCCACUCUGUCUGGCCUCGCUCGUGGUAGUCGCCUUGCCACUGUGGUCCAAUCCCCGGAGAACCCUUUGCAUCAUGCGUGCCUCCCACCCGUUGACACGAUGUCAGAGGUGAUGUCUUCGCCCUUGAAGCCCUGCCGCGCCAAGCUGAAGGUUGCCAUGUGUCUCCGUUGCUCUAAGAGAGUGUACAAGGAUCGCGAGGAUAUGUGCUGCUCCCGCGUCAACGCUAUGACCCGCUGCACAUACUGCCAGGAACAUCAGGCGAAGUGUCUCCCCAUUCCCCCCUGGGCUUUCCGCAAGUUCAAUCGCUUGAUGGCAGCAUUUGAGAAGUACCAGGGCGCCGUCGAUUCCAGCAUCCCUCAUCCAAACUUCAGCCAAACGACCAUGCACCGCUGCGCCAAUGUUUUGGAGGCACUUCAGCUCCGCUACACGAAGUUUGUUGAGGCCGGAAAGAACGUCAUGCAUCGCCGCCUUGUAAUGGUGGGUGCACCAGAUGUGAGAAUCUAG
Pseudogymnoascus destructans is the source of this 621-nucleotide messenger RNA. RefSeq lists its product as uncharacterized. The transcript is spliced from 2 exons. The record is from RefSeq and is a predicted model, not a curated record. Bases 1 to 621 code for a protein of 206 amino acids. NCBI's taxonomy places the organism in Eukaryota, Fungi, Ascomycota, Leotiomycetes, Thelebolales, Thelebolaceae.